This is a messenger RNA of Eimeria maxima, 2208 nucleotides long. RefSeq lists its product as hypothetical. Bases 1 to 2208 code for a protein of 735 amino acids. Lineage: Eukaryota; Apicomplexa; Conoidasida; Eucoccidiorida; Eimeriidae. The transcript is spliced from 6 exons. The record is from RefSeq and is a predicted model, not a curated record.
AUGAGAUCCAAACCUUCGCAAUAUGCUGUACCUCCCCACCUUGAUGUUGUAACAGCAGCAGAAACCCCGGCAAAAACAGCAGGGACCACUGCAGUACGCGCAGGAGCAAGGGGGGCACCAGCAUCUUCUGCAGCCGGAGCUGCAGACGCAACGCUCGAGUUGACUGCUGUGGGCGGCCAUUUGGCUGUUACCGUCCUCUUGCCUGCAGCAGCAGCAAACAUCACAACAGACGUUGGGCAAUUGGUGGAGGCCCUCGACAGUUUGGGGCUGAACAGCAGCAGCAGCCUGGAAGGGUACGACGUUGAAGGUACAGUAGGAAGGGGAAAGGGGAGCAGCCAAACCCCUACAGCUCCUGCCACAGGCCACGCUCUUGCUUCCACUACUGCCCCUGCUGCGCAGAGGCACGAACUCGCUUAUCGCCUUCACCACCAGCAGCAGAUAUGCGGGGAGCAUGCCUUGCGGCUCUCUCUCUGGAGAGUGCAGAGGCAGCAGCUCCCGCAGCAGUUGCGGGAGGGGCAUCACAUGCAGCGGCAGCAACCUUGUGAGAGGGAGGAGUCGGUGGAGGUAAAAGAGGAAGAAACGAAACCACGAGUGCAGCAGCAACAGCAGCAGUCGCAGCAACUGCCUACAGUACCAGUGGCAGAAGCCGAAACGAGGAAUGCGUCCGUGGGUUGCAGCUCAAUAUCUCCAUCACCCCACUUCCACUUUCUGUUUAAUAUAUAUUUUCUUCUUCCCUGUGCUUUGCCUACCCUUCGCCUCCUCGCCGCCACCUACGGCCCCGCCAACACCCACAGAAAGCGGCCUGCAGCCGUAGCAGCAGCAGCAACAACAGCAGCAUCGGCAGCAUAUGGUGGACAACGACCAGGACCAGCAGCAGGAGCGGCGGGAGCAGCAGUAGCAGCAAAAAGAAACGAAGGUUCAAAAUGCGAUCUGUACUUUUUUCGGUUGUCGAUGCAGUGCGCCGUGAGACCCGGAGAGGUGGCUGCUGCCUUGGAGAAUGAGGAAGAAAAACGCAUCCGCAGAUUAAGUAAAUUCAGAAUCAAAUGCAGGUGCUCUCAAUUGAUUGCAGAGCUUGAGGGCGCCUCCCUGCAGCUGUUGCCUUCUCCCUUGUGGGCAGAAGCCAGUUAUCUUUAUACAUGCGAGGAAUGUCCUUCCCUACCUCCUAACGAGCCCUUCGCUCGCCCUACACGGGGCAGAGGGUUUGUAGACAACGAGAGAAUUAAGCUGUCUUCUGUUGACGUGACAAAUAUAUUGAGGGGCCCUUUUGUCCCCUCCGUUGACAAGAAUGACGCUGCACGCGCUGCAGUUAGCUGCAGCGGCUGCGGCUUGGUGUUGGGGACAGCAAUGGAGCUGGCUUCUGGUGCAGCUGCUGCUUUGGGGUCCCAUUGCUCAGCUGGGGCUCCAUGCAAUGCUAAGGGGUGCAGAGAUAGUCAAGGCACAGCUUGUUUAGAUGUGACAACAAGAGAGAUGAGUUCAGCAGACAUCGCAAGAGAAGAAGCCUCUGGUGCUGCUUCCACGGAGGUGUGGUUGCUGAAGCGGCGGUUGCAGCUACAGGCCUUUGAAGGGGCACACUGGGGAGACGAUUUGCUGCAUAUGCAUUCAGAUUUAUCAUAUUUUGUUAGGGAUUUAAAUCUCUAUAGUAGAGAUGCCGACAUCUUGUGCUUCCUCCUCCUCCCGCUCUCAUCGCCUGCUGCAGCAGAACGCCCAUGGGAAAUAGGGGCGCUGUCCCCCCCGUCUGUAUGCACCCCAGCAGCAGCAAGUGCUUCUGUUGCUACUGAUGCAGAAGCAGCAACUACAGCAACAACCGUCCCUGUAGGGAAACCCUGGGUUUCUCUGUCUGAGCAUGAAAUCGCUCUAGAAGUGAGAAUUCUUUCGAGGGAGUGUUUUAUUGUUAAAGGCUCCCAGAAAGAUAAUGGCAAGAAAGGAUGCAUGGCGAUGAAGGUGUUGCUGCGUCGGUUGACAGGGUCAGAAAUUGAAGCAGAGGCGGCAAGUAGAAACUGCGAAGCGGCGCAUGGUUUCUCAUAUACAGGCAACCGCCGCAGACACCUGGCGCGGUGCAGUGUGCAUCUCUUUUCUGUUAUUUCAAGGUUGUUGCUACAGACCACAGAUGCAGCGGACAGGGAUAUUAAGGCCUUCUUACCUCCCCCUCUCCUUGAAGUGAGACAGUUUAUUGGCAAUUCCGUCGUGGCGUACUUGCCUGUGAUUUAG